Molecule: messenger RNA, 2449 nt
Organism: Erpetoichthys calabaricus (reedfish)
Lineage: Eukaryota; Metazoa; Chordata; Cladistia; Polypteriformes; Polypteridae
Gene: isl1a
Product: ISL LIM homeobox 1a
Exons: 6
Coding region: 318-1367 (349 amino acids)
Biological process (GO): axonogenesis; positive regulation of transcription by RNA polymerase II; neuron fate specification
Cellular component (GO): nucleus
Molecular function (GO): DNA-binding transcription factor activity, RNA polymerase II-specific; cis-regulatory region sequence-specific DNA binding
Source: RefSeq, a predicted model, not a curated record
GUUGGAGCAGAGAGUUUGAGUGAGAGAUAAGGACAAGAGUGCCUCAUCAGCAGUGAGACAAGGCACUGCGGCGCACCGUACACUUUACCAACAACGUGAACAAUACUGCAUUGAUCUAAAAGUACAGCACUAAAGCGCCUCUCACCUGGAAAAAGAAAAAAAAAACCUACACAGAGAACGCAAGCAAGCAAACAAGAAAGAAAGAAAGAAAGAAAGAAAGAAAGAAAGAAAGAAAGAAAGAAAAAGAUUUUUUUUUUUUUGCAAAAGUGCCGCACCUCAUUUUCACAGUGGACCUAACACCUCCUUACUAUCUUGACAUGGGAGAUAUGGGAGACCCACCAAAAAAAAAACGCCUAAUGUCAUUAUGUGUUGGUUGUGGAAAUCAAAUUCAUGAUCAGUAUAUUCUAAGAGUUUCACCGGAUUUGGAAUGGCAUGCAGCGUGUUUGAAGUGUGCAGAAUGUAAUCAGUAUUUGGACGAGUCGUGUACCUGCUUUGUUAGAGAUGGAAAGACCUACUGUAAAAGAGACUACAUCAGGUUAUACGGAAUCAAAUGUGCAAAAUGUAGCAUAGGCUUCAGUAAGAACGACUUCGUGAUGAGAGCGCGCUCCAAGGUGUACCAUAUCGAAUGCUUUCGCUGUGUGGCCUGCAGCCGGCAGCUCAUCCCCGGGGACGAGUUUGCUCUCAGGGAAGACGGCCUUUUCUGUAGAGCUGAUCACGAUGUCGUAGAAAGAGCAACAAUGGGAGCUGGGGACCCCCUCAGCCCUUUAAACCCUACAAGACCUUUACAGAUGGCAGCAGAGCCAAUAUCUGCCAGACAGCCAGUUCUACGGCCUCAUGUUCACAAACAGCCAGAGAAGACAACCCGAGUAAGGACGGUGCUCAAUGAGAAGCAACUCCACACUCUCAGGACUUGCUACGCUGCCAAUCCGAGGCCAGAUGCCCUUAUGAAGGAACAGCUGGUGGAAAUGACUGGCCUUAGUCCACGAGUUAUUCGGGUUUGGUUUCAGAACAAACGCUGCAAGGACAAGAAAAGAAGUAUCCUCAUGAAGCAACUCCAGCAACAGCAACCUAAUGACAAAACGAAUAUCCAGGGAAUGACGGGAACUCCAAUGGUGGCGGCUAGUCCAGAGAGACAUGACGGUGGUUUGCAGGCGAACCCAGUGGAGGUGCAGAGUUACCAACCGCCUUGGAAAGUACUGAGCGACUUCGCACUGCAGAGUGACAUAGACCAGCCUGCGUUUCAGCAACUGGUGAAUUUUUCAGAAGGGGGCCCGGGUUCAAAUUCCACCGGAAGCGAAGUGGCGUCGAUGUCAUCUCAGCUCCCAGACACACCCAACAGCAUGGUGUCAAGUCCUAUAGAGGCGUGAGAACUGGAGACAACGCUUAGAAAACUACCCUUAAAAAAUGGAGGUGGUGAGACUAGUGGACUCUCCGAAAACUGCGGUCCAAGGCUGGUUCCUGCGUACUGGUUGCACCAUCCUCUUUGAAAAUUGCACGAAGCCUCUUUAUCCAGACAACCCUUGGUUGUACUAUACACUGUGAAGACAAUCAUGGGAAUUGCCUAUAAAAGCCGACACAGGGUUCGGAACAUCCAGGACUUCUUGCAGAAAUAUAUAAAUAUCUAUAUAUAUAAAAGAGAAGAGAAACAAAGCAAGGAAGAUGAUUAUAAUAUAAAUAUUGUGCAGGGAAUAAAUACAUCUGCAAACUGUAGAGGCUAAUAGAACGGACAGAAAGAAAUAGUCUCAUCAUGUUUCAAUGGUGCUGUCUAUGUGGAUAUGAAGUGGGUUACAGCCUUGCCAAAAAGUGAAAGAGCUCUGUCAGGGCUGCAAGUCGAUGGACACGCGGGACAAUCGAGACCUGCCAGGAUGUAUUCGGAUCAGUUUUGAAACGCUGACAUGCAUUGCAGAUAUUUACGGCUGACAAGACUAUUUGAUCUUGGUUCAAUUAGCAUGUAGCUGGUUCUCCCCAAAGAAGACGAGAAAGGGGAUCUGCAGACUUAGCUUUUACAUUUUCGUUUGAAUCCAGUUUGUAAAAGCCCAAGUACUAAAGCAUUGCAACAAGGUAUACCUCUCUUUUGCCACAAGCUUCGUGGGAAUUUUGUGUGUGAAUUUGUGUCCGUCCAAGAACUUUUUUCCCAAAGAUGUGUAUAGUUAAUGGUUAAAACUACAGUUUUAGCUGUGGAAAAAGGAUUUUUGUUCUUGUACUGCAAAUAUAUAAAUAUAUAUAAAUAUAUAUAUAAUUUAUUAUUUAUUGUCCGAAGACUUGCUACUUUUUUCUUUCUUUUUCUGAAGGUAAAAAGAAAGAUUGUAACGUGAUCUUUGAAAAAUCUGUCAGAUUUUAUGUGUCCUGUCUUUUCUGGAAGAUUAUGUAAAACAAUGCCAUAUGUAGAAAUAUAUCUUCAGGACUAUUUCACUAAUAAAAGUUUGACAUAAGUCAAAAAGUGCAAUAA